This is a messenger RNA of Amborella trichopoda, 1470 nucleotides long. RefSeq names its product thioredoxin family protein (gene UNE5). The record is from RefSeq and is a predicted model, not a curated record. Gene Ontology annotation, biological process: protein folding. Gene Ontology annotation, cellular component: endoplasmic reticulum. Gene Ontology annotation, molecular function: protein disulfide isomerase activity. Lineage: Eukaryota; Viridiplantae; Streptophyta; Magnoliopsida; Amborellales; Amborellaceae.
GUCCUCAAGUUCCUGCGUUUUCUUUCACUCUUCUUUUUCGUCUUGAGAGAGAAGGGAAGAAAACAAGAAGAAGAAAAAAAAGGUGAAAAAAUGGCAAAGCUCCAGAUCGUUUUAGGGUUAGGGUUUGGGCUUGUUUCUCUAUCUCUGCUUCUUGUUGCAGUUUCAGCAGAUGUGACGGUCCUCACUGCCGAUAAUUUCGAGCAAGAGGUCGGCAAAGAUCGUGGAGCUCUGGUCGAAUUCUAUGCCCCUUGGUGUGGGCAUUGUAAAAAGCUUGCACCAGAAUAUGAGAAACUUGGGACAAGCUUUAAGAAGGCCAAAUCCAUAUUAAUUGGAAAGGUAGACUGUGAUGAGCAUAAGGAUCUUUGCAGCAAAUAUGGUGUCACUGGAUACCCUACCAUAAAAUGGUUUCCGAAAGGGUCCCUGGAGCCAAGAAGUUAUGAGGGUGCACGCACUGCAGAAGCCCUUGCUGAGUUUGUUAACACAGAAGGAGGGACUAAUGUCAAGGUGUUAGCCUUUCCUUCUAAUGUAGUCAUUCUAACAGAAGAGACUUUUAAUGAAGUUGUCCUUGAUGAAACCAAAGACGUUCUUGUUGAGUUCUAUGCACCAUGGUGCGGACAUUGCAAAAAUCUUGCUCCAACCUAUGAAAAGGUUGCAACAGCUUUUAAGCUGGAGGAUGAUGUAGUAAUUGCUAAUCUUGAUGCUGAUAAAUACAAGGAUCUUGCUGAAAAGUAUGGAGUUAGUGGCUACCCUACUUUAAAGUUCUUCCCAAAGAGCAAUAAAGCUGGUGAAGACUAUGAUGGUGACCGAGAUUUAGAUAACUUUGUGGCUUUUAUUAAUGAAAAGUGUGGCACAAGCCGUGAUGGAAAAGGGCAACUGACUUCCCAAGCUGGUACAGUUGCAAGUUUAGAUGCCCUAGUGAAAGAGUUCGUUAGUGCUGCUGAGGAUGAGCGAAAGACAAUCUUAUCUAAGAUUGAAGAAGAGGCUGGAAAGCUUAGUGGAUCUGCUGCUAGGUAUGGCAAGAUCUAUGCUAAGGCAGCCAAAAGCAGCAUAGAGAAAGGCACUGAUUAUGCAAAGAAAGAGAUUGAGAGGCUUCAACGCAUGUUAGAGAAGUCUAUAAGCCCAUCAAAGGCGGAUGAAUUCACCAUUAAGAAGAACAUCUUGGCUACUUUUACAUCAUCUUCAGCUUGAUUGGAUCCAAUUCCCCAGUAGCUCACAAAGUUCACUGAGUUUACUGUCUUUGAGGGCCCAAGGUUUUAACUUUGGCUUUGACAUGAGCAUUGUAUACCCGUCUUCCUUGGUAUGCUUAGUUUCUUUGACUUAAUUUUGAGCAGAAAUUUUUUUGCAUAUUUAUACGGAAGUUGGAGUUCUAUUUAAAUUGAUCAUGAUGAAAUGAACAAAGAAGAGGGCUCAAAAAGCUUUAGAAGAUAUUCUUGAACUCAUGGUACUAAUAAUAGUUAAUAUUUUCACUAA